CAUCCUCGAGCUCUUCCCCGAGCCGCUCAGACAAGCAGCACGCGCGCUCCUGUCCACCUCCGUCCCCUAGCUGUCCCAGACCGGUGCCUCUGUCUGUCCUCUUGUCUCUGCCGGACUAAACACACAGACACUUUUUUCCCGCUGCCCGCUGAGAGAAGACAACCACAGCAAACAUGGAGGCCAUCAAGAAGAAGAUGCAGAUGCUGAAGCUGGAUAAGGAGAACGCCAUCGACCGGGCAGAGCAAGCUGAGGGGGACAAGAAGGGAGCAGAGGACAAAUGCAAACAGCUGGAGGAGGAGCUGCUUGGUCUGCAGAAGAAGCUGAAAGGAGUGGAGGAUGAGCUCGACAAAUACUCGGAGUCGUUGAAGGAUGCCCAGGAGAAGCUGGAGCAGGCGGAGAAAAAAGCAACAGAUGCUGAGGCAGAAGUGGCAUCUCUGAACAGGCGUAUCCAGCUGGUGGAGGAGGAGUUGGACAGAGCUCAGGAGAGACUGGCUACCGCUCUGCAGAAGCUGGAGGAGGCUGAGAAGGCUGCAGACGAGAGCGAGAGAGGAAUGAAGGUCAUAGAGAACAGGGCGUCAAAAGACGAGGAGAAGAUGGAGAUCCAGGAGAUGCAACUGAAGGAGGCCAAACACAUCGCUGAGGAGGCCGACCGCAAAUAUGAAGAGGUUGCACGUAAACUGGUGAUCCUUGAGGGUGACCUGGAGCGUUCAGAGGAGCGCGCUGAGGUGGCUGAGGCGCGAGUGAGGGAGCUGGAGGAGGAGCUCAGACUAAUGGACCAGAAUUUGAAGUCCAUGAUGUGCGGAGAGGACGAGUACACACAAAAGGAGGACAAAUACGAAGAAGAAAUUAAAGUUCUUAGUGACAAACUGAAAGAGGCGGAGACCCGUGCCGAGUUUGCCGAGAGAUCUGUGGCCAAGCUGGAGAAGACCAUUGAUGAUUUGGAAGAUGAAGUGUAUGCUCAGAAGCUGAAGGGCAAGGCUCUCAGUGAGGAGCUGGACCUGGCCCUCAACGACAUGACUACACUGUAGCGCCUCUCUUACUUCCUCUUUGCUCCUCCUUCCUGUCUGAACUCUUCUCCGCCUGCUUGCUGUUGUUUUGUUCCAUUCCACAGUGGUAUCAGGGGCUGGAAGAUUCUAGAAAUGCAAUGUGCCAAAUCCACCCACCCCUUCAGUAAUCUGUAGCUGUGUUACACAGCACUAGUCUUUGUACAGAGGGUUAAGUUAUUGCUCACCCAGUCACUGCUGUAUGUCUGCAGGUUCACUGAGUUAAUGUCUUCUCUUUAUUGAAUACCUCCCCCACCACCCCCCACCCUCUGUAAUAAAUGUAUUAAAGCUCUCUUGACUUUUCUGUCUCCUGCCA
Sebastes umbrosus (honeycomb rockfish) is the source of this 1359-nucleotide messenger RNA. RefSeq names its product tropomyosin 2 (beta) (gene tpm2). Gene Ontology annotation, cellular component: actin filament. Gene Ontology annotation, biological process: actin filament organization; muscle contraction. Bases 174 to 1028 code for a protein of 284 amino acids. NCBI's taxonomy places the organism in Eukaryota, Metazoa, Chordata, Actinopteri, Perciformes, Sebastidae. The record is from RefSeq and is a predicted model, not a curated record. Gene Ontology annotation, molecular function: actin filament binding. The transcript has 9 exons.